Molecule: messenger RNA, 6108 nt
Organism: Danio aesculapii
Lineage: Eukaryota; Metazoa; Chordata; Actinopteri; Cypriniformes; Danionidae
Gene: rb1cc1
Product: RB1-inducible coiled-coil 1
Exons: 23
Coding region: 384-5252 (1622 amino acids)
Biological process (GO): autophagy of mitochondrion; autophagosome assembly; glycophagy
Cellular component (GO): phagophore assembly site membrane; extrinsic component of membrane; Atg1/ULK1 kinase complex
Molecular function (GO): molecular adaptor activity; protein kinase binding
Source: RefSeq, a predicted model, not a curated record
ACAGCAGCAGGAGAAACAGCAUUAGCGGAGCCUUACACAACCCUGCGAGAAAAAAAGCUCGAUGACAAAACUCAUAUCUUAUUACCAGCCCUCCUAACCUCAAUCUCUUGAAAGAUGAAGCUCUAAUGGAUUGAUCCCAGCCCGCUGUGGAUGAGUUCGCGCGUUUUAUGGAAAUUAAAAAUAAAGGCCCGUGUUCGGAGUGAUGAGCUUUAGCCUGUUAGCCCGACAGCUUCAACCUUUAGCUGACAGAAACCUCCACAUCUCGCCUAAAAACAACCUUUUAAUCUGCAUUAAUGCAGACAAUGGACUGAAGACAACUCAGACUACCAUAAUUGACUAGAUGAACAAAUCAAGCUGGAGGCAGACUCAGCGGAGAAUUCAACAUGAAGUUGUAUGUGUUUCAAGUCAACAAUGGAAGCACAUUAACGUUUGACACUGAACUUGCUGUCCAAACUGUUUUGGACCUUAAACAUGCCAUUCAGGCCAAAUAUAAAAUUGCAAUCCAGCACCAGGUGCUGGUGGUCAAUGGAGGGGAAUGUAUGGUGGCAGAGAGGCGGGUGUGCAGCUACAGCGCUGGAACAGACACCAAUCCAAUCUUCUUAUUCAACAAAGAGAUGAUUUUGUGUGACCGAGCUCCAACCAUCCCCAAAACAACCUUCACCAUUGAGAAUGAGAUGGAGCUGAAGGUGGAGGAGUCCCUCAUGAUGCCUGCCGUCUUUCACACCGUCGCCUCCCGCACUCAGCUGGCUUUGGAAAUGUUUGAGGUUGCCAAGAAGCUUUGCUCGUUCUGUGAGCGUCUGGUCCAUGAUGAACACCUUCAGCACCAGGGAUGGGCAGCCAUCAUGGCUAACCUGGACGACUGCACCCUGUCCUAUCAGAAACUCCUCCUGAAAUUCGACACCGCUUACACAAAUUACCAACAGGAUUUUGAAGACAUCAAAAUAAAACUCACCAAGCUUGGCAUUGCUGUUUCAGUCAUGGCGAAGAUUCCACUACUGGAGUGUUUGACUCGGCACAGCUACAGAGAAAGCAUGGAGAAAUCCAGCUCCCCUCACCCGAGAAUCACAGAUGAAGACGAUGACAUUGAAGAUGAAGAAAUAGCACAAGCGUCCGCCCGCUCUGCUGUCCUCUGUCCUCCUGACAGCCAGAAGAAUCAAAAGUCUCCUUCACCAGUCUCUGCUUCCUCCCAGGCGUCUUCCUCUCCUCAGGACAGACUGAAGAGCAGCUCUAGUCUGAAAGAAGCGUUACAGGAAGAGGAGGAGUCUCCUGAGAGGAUGGCCAUGCCCUGUUUUAAUGUCACUCUUUUGGAUUGGAUCAACGUUCAGGACAGACCUAAUGAUGUAGAGUCAGUUGUAAGGAAGUGUUUUGACUCGAUCAACAGGCUUGAUCCACGAAUUAUCCAGCCCUUUCUGACUGAAUGCCGUGAAACCAUUACCAAAUUGGAUAAUCAGAACAUGAAGGCCAUCAAAGGUCUUGAGGACAGAUUGUAUGCGCUUGACCAAAUGAUUGCAAGCUGUAAAAAGCUGGUCAAUGAACAGAAGGAACUUGCUCAGGGAUUUCUUGCCAAUCAGAAGAGGGCUGAAAACCUGAAGGACACCUCGGUGCUUCCUGACCUGUGUCUGAGUCACGCCAACCAGCUGAUGAUUAUGCUGACCAAUCACAGGAAGCUACUAGACAUCAAGCAGAAGUGUACCACUGCCAAACAAGAGCUCGCCAACAACCUUCAAGUUCGACUCAAAUGGUGCUGCUACGUGAUGCUUCACGCUGAUCAGGAUGGAGAGAAGCUGCAGGCUCUCCUGCGGCUGCUGACAGAGCUGCUUGAGCGCGUUCGGGUUGUGGAGGCGCUUAGUACUGUGCCACAGAUGUACUGUCUUGCUGUAGUGGAGGUGGUCCGGCGCAAAAUGUUCAUAGGACACUACAGACAAUGGGCCAAUGCUCUUGUCAAAGAUGGAAAAAACCUCUAUGAGGCAGAAAAAGUAAAAAGGGAAACCUUUGGAAAGCUAUUCAGGAAAUCGUUUCUCAGAAAUCGCUUGUUUCGAGGACUAGACUCAUGGCCACCCUCUUCGUUUUGCACGCGAAAGCCUCGAAGGUUUGACUUUGAGCUUCCAGAUAUCUCCCUGAGUGACCUGCAGUAUCUCAAGUCCUGCUGUCCUUCCGAGGUUCAGCCUUACCUCAGGGUCCCCACACUGUGUGACUUUGAGCCUCUUAACCAGCAUGUUGAGGUUCUCCAUCAGCUGGUUCAGGCAGCGCAGAGUGUGGACGAGAUGUCACAAACUAUCACAGACCUACUAAAUGAACAAAAGAUUUCCUGUAGCCAGAGUGCUCAAAGAUCCACUGCGUUAACACCCAGAUCUGAAAGCGCAAUUGAAAUCACCUCUACCUCCACCAAAACUUUGUCCGCUCUCAGUUUAAAAGCAUCGGACUGCCAACCCUUGGCGCUUCCUGGUCCACUGGAGGACCUGUCACCCGACAGCAUAGAUGCCCAGACCUUUGAUUUUGAAACUAUUGGCCAUCCCAACAUGGAUCCUGUAUUACAGCAAGGCUCGUUGGACUUGGAUUCAUUGGCAGAAAGUCCCGAAUCUGACUUUAUGUCCGCAGUUAAUGAGUUUGUUAUUGAGGAAAAUUUGCUGUCACCUAAUCCAAUCAGUGACCCCACAAGCCCAGAGAUGAUGGUGGAGUCUCUCUACUCCUCCGUCAUUAAUGCAAUUGAUAGCAAACGCAUCCAGGACACUACCACCCUCGAAAAGGAAAAUUCAAAGAUUGCUGCGAUCAAGCUAUCAGCAGACAGGUAUCGUUCUGCUGCCGAAGAGUCCCAGAACAAUUUGAGAAAAGUUAAAGAAGAUCUUUAUCAUUUUCGAGGCCUUGUUCUGAAAGAGCAACGGGACUUUGGGUUUGCUCUAAAAACAAUGACCACUGAGGUCCGAAAUGCUCUCAGUAGUGUCAGUUACUGUCACGAAGAGGAGUUAAAAGAAACACAACAAACCCAUCUCCAGAGUUUAAAAGAGGACCAUGAAAAGCAGAUACGAACACUCACAGAAGAGCUGGAGGGCAAUCAGAAGAUAGUCAAAGAUGUCCAGAGAGCAAUGGUGGAGUUAGAUGGGCUUGUGGAGCGCAAGGAAAAAGAAAUAUCCCAGCUGGAAAGUGAGAGGGAAAGAUCUGCACAAGAACUGCAAGAUCUUCACAGGCAAGCUGUGCAAAACCUUGAAGAGAAGAUCUUAAAGCAAAGCGAAGAACUCAAAUCUGCGUUGUUGUCCAAGGAUGAGCUAGCUGGGCAACUGGAGAAGCUUCACUUUGAGAUCGAGCAUGGCCAGCAGAAAAUCAGGCAGGAGAUGGUGAAUGCGGAGAAGGUGCAUCUUCAGGAACUGGAGACACGGUUGAACCAGCAUCACGAAGCAGAGCUGCAGACUUUCAGACUGGAAAAAGAAAGUGCGCUUGACAAACUUGUCCAAGACAACUUGGUUAAGCUAAGAGAUCUGAUGGAUUCCCAUUCUGCCGAACUCAAGGAGCGUGAUGGCCGCUCAAAAGAUAUGGACGCUCGCAUUACAGAACUUGCGGACGCUCGCUGCAAACUAGAAGUCGAGAUGGCUCUUAAAGAGGCUGAAAUGGAGGACAUGAGACUCCAAUACGAGGAAGCCAAAAGCACUCAGGAGGAGGUGUUGAAAGCAGAGUUUGCUACCCAAACAAACACCUUGCAGUUGCAGAUCGACACAUUAAGCUUGCAGCUUCAUCAGAAGAAUGAAGAGUACGAGGUGGGUCUGGCCGAGCUUCGAGCGCUUAUGAGGUUGGAAAAGGACCAUUGCAUCUCUGAACUCGUGGAUCGGCAUGAAGAAGAAAGCACUCUGCUUCGUCACGAGUUUUCAGCACUUAAGCAGAAGUCACAGGAUGCGGAGAAAGACUGUGAGGAGCGAGUCCUGAAGAUCGAACGCGACCACAAGGACCGGGUCGAUGGCUUACAGAGGGAAAAGACAGAAGAACAGAGAGCUUUUCAAGAGAAAGAGGAACACCUAAGGACAGUUAUUGGGGACCUGCAGGCAGAGAACUCACUAUUGUCUGGAAGGCUGGAGCAGGAGCGGGUGGAGGCCCUUCUGAGGGUGCAGGAGGAGAAAGAGGAGGCAGUGAAAGCUGCGUUACAAGAGGCCUUAAGAGACAUUCAACUCCAAAAAGAGGAGACUGAGACAAGACUGUUAGGACAAAUUGAACUACUUGAAAAUCAGCUCAAAGACAGACAAUCCACUGACACAGUGUCAUCUUCUGCAGAGCAGACAGAGGCCGGUGUUCAGGCUGAAACUGCAGUAUCAUUGGACAGUGGCCAGUGGACUGAGGAAAGGGCAUCGCUCUUAGCCAAACUAGAACUCCUGGAGCGGGCAAAGAACGAGGAGAUGCAGAACCUGAAGACCUCACUAAUUGCUGAGCAGCAGACGAACUUCAACACCGUUCUGACUCGAGAGAAGCUAAAGAAAGAACAAAUCAUCGGUGAUCUCACAGAGAAGUUGAACAGCGUGACACAGCAGCAAGAGAAAGAUAAAGGCCUGAUCGAAACACUCUCCGAGGACCGUGCCUCCAUCCUCCAGGAAAAGAAACAGCUGGAGGAGGAACUCAACCGUCUAAGAAGCACUGUCCUCGUCUCUUCGUCCUUCUUUCCACCCAAUCCCAUCAUUCCUGUGGUGGCGGAGGCUCACGGCGCCUGCGGUCCUGCACAUGCGGACACUCUCUCACCGUCCAUCCCUGAUCCAGAGAGACUGAUGUCCAUGGCUGCUUUCAGAGAGGAGGAGAGGGUGGAGUCUGCGGUGGAGGCCAGCAUGAUGACAGUGCACAGUGACAACUCUAUGCUUUCUGAAGAGAAGCAGCGCAUACUGAUUUUGGAAAGGACCUUGCAUAUGAAGGAGGAAGAGAACAAAAGACUCAGUCAAAGAUUGAUGUCACAGAGUAUGUCCUCCGUUUCGUCACGGCACUCUGAGAAAAUCGCCAUUCGAGAUUUUCAGGUGGGCGACUUGGUGCUCAUCAUCCUGGACGAGAGGCAUGAUAAUUAUGUUCUCUUCACUGUUGGUCCCACCCUUUAUUUCCUGCAUUCGGAGUCUCUCACUGCACUGGACCUCAAACCAGCGACAGGAGCAACAAGACGGCCGUGGGUUCUGGGAAAAGUCAUGGAGAAGGAAUAUUGCCAAGCCAAAAAGGCCCAAAACCGCUUCAAAGUUCCUCUCGGCACCAAAUUCUACAGAGUAAAGGCCGUGCCAUGGAACAAGAAAGUGUAAUUGUGUAAAAAUCGAUCACAUUGUAAUGAGCUCGAUAUGUUUUUAUGGCUUUUUUUAAGCAAGCGCGCUCAUGCUACAAAGUCAAAACCAUUUUCCCCCCUUCUUUUUUUUUUGGGCUCGGUUGCAAACCAUUUUAUCUUGUUUUUUAUAUAUAUAUAUAUAUAUAUAUGCAGAGGAUUUGUAAAUGUGGACCAAAUGAUUCUAACUUUAUGGACGGUUUUGACGCGGUCGCAACAAGUCUGUACAAAGAACAAAAAUGCAUUUGGAUGUUACAUAUUAGUUCAUCAUUAAUAAUAAUAUUAUGGUCAAACACUAUCACAGUCGAGCUUACUUACUUCAGAAGGCUAUGAAAAUAUUAAUGUAUUGUAAAUGUUACCAGAGGAAUGGUCACGGCAUGCGUAUAGAUAAUAUUUUCUUUUUAUUUACUUGGAUAUGCGUUGUAGUCGGAGGUAUCGGUUAAAAAAAAACACACAAACAAAAACAACAAAAAAAAAACUGCUGAUUGUUAACUCGCAGCAAAGUACGACCCGCCUGUUUAUUAUGACGUAUAUUUGGACGGCCUCGCAUUCCUUCAGAUGCACUUUCGGGGGAGAAAACAAAAAGACGAUGCUUCGGUGAUUCAAAAAGGGAGGCGUUUGUGCUGUCGGAAAACAAGCGUCUGAAGAAAAGCCGCACAUAUCUUCCCUGUCGUAGGAUGUUGAAAUAUAGAAAGUAAUAUUUCAUGUUUGUGAAUGUGUGUCUUUAUUGAAUUUAACAGCAACAUUGUAUAUUAUCCAUCAGAUCACACCAGUAACAAAAAAUUACUGUAUUGUAAAAGAAUUUAGAGUUUUCAAAACAAUAAAGGUUUGAUCCCAAA